Messenger RNA from Oncorhynchus mykiss (rainbow trout), 1768 nucleotides. The record is from RefSeq and is a predicted model, not a curated record. Lineage: Eukaryota; Metazoa; Chordata; Actinopteri; Salmoniformes; Salmonidae.
AUGUACUGGUUGCCAACCGUCGUUUUAACCUCAUCGAAGAAGAAGGAUGGGCUGGACGGUUGGAAACAAGCUACAAGUAAAGCCAAUGAUAGUAAUACACAUACAGUGCAUUCUGAAAGUAUUCCCGACCCCUUUGAAUUUUUCCAUAUUUUGUUACGUUACAGCCUUAUUCUAACAGAAACACACAUCAUAAUUAACGUCACUGGAUUCUCUGCUUAUGGCAUCGUCCAUGAAGAAGAUGCUCCCAUCUCCCCUAUCCAGGGGCUUGUGUUGAUAUUCUACCAACCGUUUGUCCCUGAACAGAGGUCCAUCCUGAAUGUGUUGUUGCUUCCCAGUAAUGUUGUGAGAAAAGAGGUGCGGGAGGUGAUUGAAAGGGAUGGAAUUAGAGAAAUUCAAACAACUUCUCAGUGUAAACUAACCCCGAAGCAAGAAUACACCCUCUCCACUUAUUCUGCAGAUGGACAUCGAAUAGAACCAAAAGAAGCAGUGUUUGUGAAAUGUGAUUCCUAUGAAAACAACUACUUUCAGUUGUUCUUACAAACUAUAGUUAAAGAAGUUGAUCUGCUUCUGAAAGAAAAGGAAGGUGAUGAACUUGUAUGGAACAGACUUGUCUGGCUGCCAGCCUCACCAACGGAUGUCCCCUCUACAGUUUCAGCUGUUUCCCCUGCAGCCCCUACUGCCAACCCCUCUACCCCCCCUGGCAGAGCCUUCAUCAGAAGAAACAGGAUGUCUCUAGAGACUCGCCUGGGGCUCUUACAGCCCAUAUUCCUGCGUCUCCAGGAUCGUGGGGUUCUGAUUGAUGAGGGAGGAGGUGGUCAGUAAAUCCACCAAGACCCUACAGAACCAAGCCCUGCUGGACAUGGUGGUAAAGAAGGGGGCUCGCGCCCAGGAACACUUCUACCAGGUCCUGAAGGAAGUAGAUCCCUGCCUGGUCGAAUACCUGGAAGAGCAGACAGUCUGAGAGGUAACCAUGGAUACAACCUCAGAAGAUAUCAAAACAUUUAGAGACAGAUCAGCACUUUGAGGAGCUACUGUCUACCAGACAACCUACCUGUGUUACUCUGGUACACUGGCUACAGACUACAAGAUCAGGACUACUGUCUACCAGACAACCUACCUGUGUUACUCUGGUACACUGGCUACAGACUACAAGAUCAGGGCUACUGUCUACCAGACAACCUACCUGUGUUACUCUGGUACACAGGCUACAGACUACAAGAUCAGGACUACUGUCUACCAGACAACCUACCUGUGUUACUCUGGUACACUGGCUACAGACUACAAGAUCAGGACUACUGUCUACCAGACAACCUACCUGUGUUACUCUGGUACACUGGCUACAGACUACAAGAUCAUGACUACUGUCUACCAGACAACCUACCUGUGUUACUCUGGUACACUGGCUACAGACUACAAGAUCAGGACUACUGUCUACCAGACAACCUACCUGUGUUACUCUGGUACACUGGCUAUAGACUACAAGAUCAGGACUACUGUCUACCAGACAACCUACCUGUGUUACUCUGGUACACUGGCUAUAGACAACAAGAUGAUUUAAUUUCUAUCUGGAACAUGGUGAAUGUUGAAUCAUCUUGGACAGGUCUCGGACAACAACAUGUGAGACUUAACAUCUGACUUGUACUGGACAGCUGUACUGGCUGAACACCAGAUCUAGAUACAGUGGGGAGAACAAGUAUUUGAUACACUGCCGAUUUUCCUACUUACAAAGCAUGUAGAGGUCUGUAAUUUUUAUCAUAGGUACACUUCA